Molecule: messenger RNA, 7732 nt
Organism: Sardina pilchardus (European sardine)
Lineage: Eukaryota; Metazoa; Chordata; Actinopteri; Clupeiformes; Clupeidae
Gene: gon4lb
Product: gon-4 like b
Exons: 31
Coding region: 140-6835 (2231 amino acids)
Biological process (GO): regulation of DNA-templated transcription
Cellular component (GO): nucleus
Molecular function (GO): transcription coregulator activity
Source: RefSeq, a predicted model, not a curated record
GCAAAAACGAGGAACAUAAUAUAUGGCCAAAGAUGUACUAGGGACGAAUAUGAGUGUCACACCCAGUGAAUCGUAGCAUCAUUAGCUGGUUAGGCAUAGCCACUGAUGGCUACAAACAAACCGUUCUGGCACCGUGAAAAUGGGCCAGAAACGGAAGACGAAGUCUCCAGAACCAAGAUCUACUCGCUUGAAAAGACUUAAAAGGGUUGUCAGGUCGAGGUCGCCGGCCAGAAAGAGAUUGCGGCUCAGUCCCGGGAAGAAGCUUGCCGUCACUCCGCAGAAACAGAAGUUGAGGAAGAAUGCGAAACUGCUUCAGUCACCCAGAAGACAAUCCCCCAGAUUGAAAUGUCAAGACAAUACAUCUAAUUCGGACCACAGUGGGUCAGAGAACCAGUCCUCCAGCCUGCUGUCAUCUUCCCUUCAGUCAGAGGAGGACACAGAGCCAGGAUUGGUUAUCACUCUGGAUGAGGAGCUUUGCAAGAUUCAGAAACAAACGAGGAGGAAAAAUGGCCGGAGAGCAAAGACAACCUGCACAGACAGUGAAAGGGAGGAGAAGGAGGAGAAGAAGAAGAAGGAAGAUGAGCUGGAGAAGGACUGUAAGUCCACCACAGAAGACGAAGGUGGUGACGACCUGUCAGAAGAUGACUGUGGGAAGCUGGACAGAGACCUGGAGAGGAAGUCGCGUCAGCAUAACUUGACUGCUGUCAACGUCAGGGACAUUCUUCAUGAAGUUAUCACUAACGAGCAUGUUGUGGCAAUGAUGAAAACUGCCAUCAUAGAGACACAAGACAUGCCGUUGUUUGAGCCCAAGAUGACGAGAUCUAAGCUCAAAGAAGUCGUUGAGAAAGGAGAGGGAAUUCCUAUCUGGACCAAAACACCUAAAGAAGUCAAGCCUCCACAAUUUGUUGACAUCCCCCUGGAGGAAGAUGAAGACACCUCUGAUGAAGAGUACUGUCCAGACGAGGAUGAGGAGGACGAAACAGCAGAAGAUACUUUUCAGGAGAGUGAUGUGGACAGCACAGCCUCGUCACCCCGGGUUAGCCGAGUAGGGCGACCCAGAACCCCCGGGGGACAUUCUAAGAGUGGUGAUGAGCAGUGCCUCAGCCCUAAACCGAAGCCAAAGGCCUCCAGACACCUGCGAGUGGCAGCUGUGCCCAUGGGCCCCCCUCCUCCUCCGCAGUCCUGCAGCUCUCCGCGCUCCACAGGGCCUCCAGACUGCACCUUCAUGGAGAAGCUCUGUGCUGUGGAUGAGGAGCUGGCUUUCAGUCCCAUCUGCUUGGAGCCUUAUCAGGCCUUGAGUAAUGCCAGCGGGGCUGAUUGUGCCAAUGACAGCUUGGUGGCGUGCCGGACCCGCUCCAAGCGGCCACUCCGAGACGUCCCGCUGGGCAUGCUGGAGGCAGAGCUCCACGCCCCCGACAUCACGCCGGACAUGUACGACUGCGUCCUGGCUCUGGAGGACCGCGACUGGAGCGAGUGGCUGCAGGGCCUCAUGGCCUCAGACAUCGGCAUUGAAGAGGAGGGUGACGAUGAGGAUGACCCUGAGUAUAACUUCCUAGACGACCUGGAUGAGCCCGACCAGGAGGACUACCGUACUGACCGGGCUGUCCGUAUAACCAAAAGGGAAGUGAAUGAGCUGAUGGAGGAGUUGUUUGAGACGUUCCAGGAUGAGCUGGGUUGCCGUGAACAGGAUGGGGAAGGGCAUGAGGAGGAUGAGGAGAGGGACGAAGAGCCACCACCUCCCACUGCCCCCAACUUCAACGUUCCUCAAGCCAUAAGGUUCGAGGAGCCUCUGGCCAAGAUCCUCACAGCUUGCCGGCGCACAGUCAUGGGUCAGCAGGACUCGCCGCCUCAGUGCAGAGAGAGUCAGCCCAGGAUAUCCCAGAGUGCACCUGUGCCGCAAGUGGUCCUGAUCCCCCCACCGUGCACUCUGGUGCUCUCGUCGGCACAGAAGCUGCGGCUACAACAGCAGGUUCAGCAGCACAUCCAGCUGCUCACACAAGUAAACAUGCUAAGCGCCCCAGUGAAAGCUCUACACAAUGAAGCAGUCACCACCAAGAUGUACCUGUCGGAGCUGCAGUCGUUUGCUGAGCGCGGAGAGCAGAUGCAGGCAGCGCUGCAGCCGGGCUUUGUGAGUGCAUUCCGGGCCUGCAACCUGCAGCCCUCCCAGGACCUGCUGGAGGAGCUGAAGAACACGCCCUCCAUCCUCCAGCCUCCCGCCAAACCCCUGCGCUCUCACUCAGCGGUGCUUCCUCCAAAGCUGGCCUGGCUGCUGGCCACGCGGCCGGUGUUCAUGUACCCCGAGCUGCUGCCCCACUGCAGCCUGGAUCCUGCGCUCCACACUGCCCCCUGCAGGGUCACCUUCACCAAGGGAGAGGACAGUCUAAUUGUUCUGGGCCUGAAGCACUUCAAAGCCACAGAAGUGCCUUACCAGUUGAUCUGCCGCUACUUGCUCAGAAACAAGAAAACCGAGAACCUGCAGACUCAUAUUCAGGACUUGUGUGUCCCACGUGCUAUGGACAAUGUCAUCAAGGACUACUUCAGGCAUAAUGUGGUGCCCCCGUUGCAACUGCCUUGUCGUCCGGUGAUACCUGGUGAAGAGCGCCCCCCGGUGGAGAGAGAGGAGGCUCUUUUGCCUCAUUGGCUCAAGAAAAGCUUGCCACAUCUCCACAGGGCUGUCUUAGAGUACAACAAACUGUUGGAGCCAACCCCUGGAAAGACCCGAUUAUCCCCUCCGUACAUCUUCCCUGAAGGCAUACGCUACCCUCGCACCAUACCAGAAAAUCUUACCCUACACAUGCAUCCCUCAGGGAAACAUCGUGCUGCAAACUCCAAAUCCAAGGCACGACCUUUCCGUGCAUUUUCGUGUUCUUCCUUGGCACCCCUGGCUAAAGCUCCUACCCGUGCCACUGGCAUAUCCAGCCUGGCAAGAAUCCAAGGGCAGCCCUCGUCACAAGGCCUCAUUUUAUUAGCCAGUGCCCCUUACACUCCCAUUCAAGGGGCCCUCCCACUGGCAACGGCGAUGUUGACUCCAGCCCAUGGUACUGUACCAGUGAACUCGCAUGCUCCUGUGAGUUUGCAACCUUUCACUCGGCGGAUCGUCCAGGCAUCUGGCUGCAUGGGGCCAGGUAAUGCACACAUUGGCUUUUCACCUGGCAUCAUCCAGGUCCCCAACACAACGUCCCUGGCUGCACCUGUCUUUGGCCAGAGCGUGCUUACACCAUGUAUGGCACAGCCAAGCCAGAAGCCCAUGAAACAUAAUCCCCCAAAGCAAACACUCCCUCGAAAAUUGCUACCUGCACCCCUCAAGCAAGCCCCUCAGCUGCCUCAGCUGCUGUCCAUCACCGCUGAACACGGAGUUACGGUUCUAAGUGUUAAGAGCGUGGACGCGGAGGCUGCUCCACUUACUGGAGAGGAGAGGGUUAACGGAGGCCUGGACGUCGUUCAUAACCCUUCGGCUGCUAUGCCGGUAACAACCAUUUCUUUACAAGAUCCCGACGGCAUCAGCCUUGGCUCAAGCACAGAAGUAGUCAUUGAGACCACUGCCUCCCUACCGGGCAGUGAAUCCGCAAGUGACCAACCAGAAGACCUGGCAACAGCAUUGCUGCCCAUCCUGUCUACUUUGGAUCCCUCCCAGAUAGCGCCACCCACGCCCCCAAAUAGUGGCACCCAGCUGAAGACCGGUCAAAUGUUCUUGUCUCGCCCUUCUUCUCCUCUCGUGGCAUCCACCAGUGGCAAGGCGAGCCCCGACGUCCCCGAAGCAGACGGCCGAGAACUAAUCAGGAGCAGCACUGGUGGGUCAAUAGGGGAGUUUGUAUGUAGCCCUGCUGCUGCCCAGAGUCCUCCAGGUGGUUCAUCGCAAAACAUUGAGUGCUCUGGUCAUCAGGGCUCAAAUACUGAUGCCGCCAGUUUUGCAACGCAUGAGCCCCAAGUCCACAGUAACACAACUGUAAUGGCCUCCACGAUGAGCGUUGACUGUGGUAAUUGUUUGAAUAGUGUAUCACAGCAGGGAUCCCAGUUGGUUUUGGUCAAGACUACGUCUGGCAGUGCACCCAAGUUCUUCCUGGUUCCUCAGAACUGCUUGUUGGCAAAUGGACCAACUGUUCUACAAUCAAUUGGAAAUUGUGCGUCUCUUACCAAAGAAGUUCCAAACAUGCCUCCUCCACCAAAGACCCCAGAACCCCAAACUAAUAGUGAUAAUCACUGUGGAAAAGAUGUCCAAUCUCCAAAAAAGGUUCCAUCUGCAAAUGCCUCUCUGCAGGAAGUCUGUGAAGGAAUGGUUAAACUUAUUGAGGGGAUUAAGGAUUGGGAGGAAGAGCAGCCGCCGGCCGAAGAAGAGACGGAAGAAACUGAAAGCGGUCAGUGGGAAGAUGAUGAGGAGGAGGACGGUGGAGCACGUAUAGGGAACCCUCUCCUGACACUUUCAGAGUCCUCCGCUAGUCCAGCGUGGAGCUUGGACAGCCAUUCUGAUGGCAUGGAAAGGAUGGAGGAGAGUGAAGAAGAGAGUGGCGAGUCGGGAUCGCCCGUGGCUGACCACAGACAAGAGAGGCUCGGCCGUCCAGAGCUACUCACCUUGACUUCAGGAGCCGAGGACAAACCUUUAGGGGAAAGCAAUGGAAAUGGUGGCGGAGGAGAAAAUGGAGGUGGAGAAGAAGAAGAACAACAACAGAACGGUCAAGGAGGUGGUGGAGGAGAAGGAGGAGAGAAAGAUGGAAAUGAGGAUGCAGAACAGAAUGGCGGGAAAAGGAGUGAAGAGGGAGAUCAGGACGGCGGUGGAGAUAAGAGUGGAGAAGGGGGCGACGGAGAUGGAGAUGGAGACAGGGAUCGAACAGGAGAGGAGGAUGAAGAGGAGGACUUUGAUGACCUCACUCAGGACGAAGACGAAGAGGAAGUGAUGUCGUCAGCCUCGGAAGAAUCGGUUCUCUCCAUUCCAGAACUUCAGGAAACCAUGGAGAAACUGACGUGGCUUGCGUCGGAGAGAAGACUCUGUGGCGAAGGUGAUUCGGAGGAGGACAACUCUCCAACCUCGCCCGCCUCGCCCAACUCCCCAGUGUCCCAGAACUCCCAGGAGGAUAACUCCGAGGAAGAGGAGGAGGGAGCUGUGAAGGGAGAGGAGAUGGAACUUGGGGACGGCGGCGCAAGCAAGCUCCCCGAAGGAGACGCUCCCCAGGAGGAGGACGGCCCACCGCAGACCAGUGGGAAAGGAGCAGGACGGGGAAGAGGCCGUGGCCGGCCUCCGCCGCGGAGUCUGAAGCGCAGCCGUCGCCAGGAGAGGUGCAGCAAGGACACGGCCAAGCUGCUGCUGCUCUAUGACAACCGCAUCCUUGACAACGAUCCCAUGAGGGAGAGCAAGGAUUAUGCCUUUGCUCAGGCCUAUCUUAACAGGGUGCGUGAGACCCUGCAGGACGUGCCAGGGAAGGUGGAGGAGUUCCUGGGCCUGCUCUAUGAGUUUGAGCAGAGAACCAAGACGGGCGAGACCCGCAGUGCCGUCGAGCUCUUCUCCCAGCUCAAGCUUGUGCUCCGUGAAUGGCCAGACCUCCUGAAGGACUUUGCUGCGUUCCUGCUGCCAGAGCAGGCUCUCGAGUGUGGGCUGUUUACGGAACAGCAGGCAUUUGAGCGUAGCAGGCGUUUCCUAAGGCAGUUGGAGAUCAGCUUUGGAGAGAAUCCCUCCCACUAUCAGAAGAUUGUGCGUGCGCUGCAGAGUGUGCCAGGCCUUAGUCCCGCAGCUGUAGACGAGGUUAAGCAACAGAUGGCCACACUGCUGAAGGGCCACACUCAUCUGCAGGGAGAAUUGUGCUUAUUUUUUGACAAGCACCGCCCACCCCCAGCCCGCCCAGGACAGUUUGAGGAAGCUAAUUGGCCAGAGGACGAUGGAGGGGAGGGCAUCGGCCAGGGCUCGGGGGGCGUGGCCAUUAGCGGGUUUGAGGAAGUAACUCUUCCUGAUCUAGAGGAGGAGGAUGAGGUACACAAAAUCGCACCAAUGACGGCCCGAAGCAGAAGGAGGAAGGAGCUGGGAAGGCAUGAGAAUUACAAGGCUUGUGAUUGGCCAGAGAAAGACUGUCCCUGUUCCUGUCAUGACACAGUCCAUGACCCUAAACUCCGGAAACACAGGAGAAAAGGCUGUUCUCACUGCCACAGCAGCAAGGCCUCUGACGUGUCCAAGGUGAAGAGCCCAGACCCGUCAGUCACAAGCCCCACUACCGGGACUCCCUCCGACAGAGGCGGAGAAGAAACAGAGGAGGGGAAGGAUGUGGACACGGACAUCAAAGAUGAAAUAGGAAGUGGUGCUAGCAGCCCCCGCCAUGAUCAAGGUUGUCUGACAUGGGAUGGCAGUGAGGGGGACCUUCAUCCCAGCAGAGAGGGCAGAGAUGAGGAUGAGGAGGAUGAAGACGAGGAGGAAGAAUGGAGGGAAGGUGAUGAAGAGCAUGGCCUCACCCCCAGGAAGCGCAUUAGGACUGAGGAAAGCUUGACAGCGGAGGACAAAUCUCCUCCACCUCCUCCCCCCUCCGGAGAGAGAGACUCACCCCAGCAACCACGCCCCAGCCCAACGUCAGACAACCCUGUCUGUGCCAAAAACAUCUCCCUCACCCCCACUGGAGAAAAGGUCAUCCUUUGGACCAGGGAAGCAGACCGGGUGAUUCUUACCACCUGUCAACAGCAAGGAGCCAGUCAGAGCACCUUUCAGGCCAUCUCUGCUGAGCUCGGCAACAAGACUGCUAGCGAGGUGUCGCGGAGGUUCAGGGACCUGAUGCGUUUGUUCCACACCUCGGCUCGUCAGGCCAGCUCUGAGGAUGAGGCCAGCAACACCGAACACCACUCAGAAGAGGAGCAGGAUUGACUAGCACCGUCUGAACCCAUAUCCUCAGCACUGCUGAACUUGAACUUGUGAGGAGCAGUGCAGUAGCACUGUCCUCAUAACACCUUUGUGGUGUUAUGGAGAUGGGGGUGGGGGGUCAUCUCCUGACUGGUUUACAUGAAGAUACUAGAAACUGUUUAUCCAAAGCAGUAUUAGGCAAAGCAGAGCCCCACCAUCUUCACCUCAUCAUGCCAAUCUCUUAUCAACAUUUCCCAUUUAAAAAAAAAAAAUUAUUAUCUGCCCUCCCCUUUGAUGUGUAUAGAAAUUGAAGUGCAUAGGGAGAGGUUAAAGGCAACCAUUGCUGCCUUCUUUGAGAUGUAGUUCACUUAAAGCAACAUCUUGCUUCUGGCAAGGAUGGUACAAUAUUCAAUAUAUUGUGAAUGAGGUGCACAGAUGUAUAUGUCUUUUGAAAUGGCCUGUUUGAAUGCUAUUUGCUUUGCACCUCCAUGUCAGUGUCCAUGGUCUUAUCUUGCUUACUCUAGUCUACACACAACCAGUUAUAUGCUGUAAAAUAUAUUUUAACCCAUCACUCCGCAUCUAUCAGAGCCAGACAGUGCAUUGAAUUAAUGUUACUCAUUCAGGCCAUUGGACACAAGCCUUUUGCACCCAUAUUCAUUGUUGAGACUUUGAAGUGGUCACAUUCGUGCUUCAGUGUGAAACACCAGCCAAGUUGUCUAUAAGCAAAAUCAACUUUUUCUUUGCUUCUUUUGUACUGAUGUAAAUUAUGUAAAUAAUGGCUGGAUCUGGCAAUGUACAGUAUUUUUUAAUACGGUCAUUUUUAUUGUUAUCAUUUCGUUGUGCUAGUUAUUGUGUUAAAUUGAGGGCAAAUGUUAAUGAGUGGACUUUGAGUGGAAUAAAAUGCUGCUGUAUUUGUAUAAA